Molecule: messenger RNA, 1629 nt
Organism: Kuraishia capsulata CBS 1993
Lineage: Eukaryota; Fungi; Ascomycota; Pichiomycetes; Pichiales; Pichiaceae
Exons: 1
Coding region: 1-1629 (542 amino acids)
Biological process (GO): endoplasmic reticulum to Golgi vesicle-mediated transport; Golgi organization
Cellular component (GO): Golgi apparatus
Molecular function (GO): small GTPase binding
Source: RefSeq, a predicted model, not a curated record
AUGGCUAAAAACAACAAAAAUAAAAAGAAGCAGAACGGCAACGGUGCUGCGAGCUCCAACGGAUCUGCAGGAGGAGCUGGUGUUGGUGAGAAAAGCCAAAAGGCAGACGUUGCGAACGUUGUUGAUUCUCCCGAUGAUAGUACUGUUGAUUCUGGUCUUGGUGAUACUGAUGUGCCGUCUGGUGGUGUUAAUGGGAGUGUGGAUGAGAAGGAUCGCGAAAAAGACGACGAAAAAGACAGUGAAAAGGACAACAAUGUGGUGGAAACUAGCACAAUAAACGAGACUGCAGAUCCAGCAAAUGUGCCGGAACCUUCUGAUCAUUUGAAUUUGGCGGCUUCUUCAGCCCAGCUCGAAAGAAUCCAACUCCUCGAACAACAGCUCGCACAGCUCUCGCUACAGCUCGCUGAAAAGAGCCAAGAAACAGAUUUAUUGCGCGCAUCCAAAGCAGAAAGAACCAGUGAUACCAACACUACGAUACGAGAACUCCAGGAGCAGCUCCGGGAUAAAACCGAGGAGAGUGAAAGACAUGAGGCCGACUAUAAAAACCUUCUGGGCAGGCUCAGCUCGAUGAAAUCCGUAUUCAGCAAGAUGAAGGAGGCACAGUCAGAAUUGGAGGAGUCUAAAGAGCGCAUAUCGCAGCUGGAUACUAUAAAUGGUGAGCUCACAGCGCGAUUGGACGCUUCUGUCAGAGAGACCAAGAAGGUCAAAGAUCAGUUAGCGGAGUUGCAGGAAGAGACAAACAGCUUGAAUAGCGAGUGCGAUAGGUGGAGCAAAGAUCUUUCUAAGCUUAGAAGGGAAUUUCAGACGAAAGAUGACGAAUGGAAUGAAGAAAAGCAGCAGUUGGUGAGCUCCCGGAACAAGCUGUUGAUCGCGAAUCAGGAGCUCAAAUCCGAGCAUGAAGAGCUCGUGAUCAUGCUGAACGAAGAAAAGAUGACAAAACAGAAUUUUGUUCAAGAAAUCUCAGAUUUGAAGGCAACGGUUGCCCAGCUAGAGGCCAAUGCUGCUUCCAGUGACGGAGUCAAAGAUGCGAUAUCUGAGCAGAUCCUCCAGGUGCGCGAGCAAUUGAGGGAGUCUAUUGAGAAAUACGAAUCUGAAAUUUCGCUCUUGAAAGAAACUAUAGUCUCACAGAAGGCUGAAAUAGCCCAGAAGGCUGAAGCUCGUCAAGUCGACGAAGCUACCAUAGCCCGGUUGGAAACAGAGGUUGCCCGUAUCUCUGGGUUGGAAUCGGACAUCAAGGAAAGACAAAUUCAGAUUGGAAAGCUGAGACACGAGAAUGUGGUUUUAAACGAACAUCUCACCAAGGCCUUAAGGCUGAUCAAAAAAGACUCCAAUACCGAGCAAGUGGAUCGUGAAUUGGUUUCAAAUCUGUUCAUAAGCUUUCUGAGUCUCCCCAGAGCGGACACGAAGAAGUUUGAAGUUUUACAGUUGAUUUCCAACUUUUUGAACUGGGAUGACGAUAAGAAGAUGCAUGCUGGGUUGAUUGCGAACCCAAACGCUAAGAGUGCGAAUGGCAAACACUCGAGAACUCCUAGCGCCAGUAAUAUUUUGAUGUCGGGGGGUCCCGUGGAUACCCGAUCAGACUCGUUUGUUUCACUUUGGACUGAGUUUUUGGAGAAAGAGACUAGUUAA